AUGUUGGAGAAGAAUUUCCAGAUGAAGGUUUACCCGGAGGCCGUUCGUAGAGCACUCCGCACUGCGGGCUUGGGGGCUAUCGAGAAGGAAAAGAAGCCUUUUUUGCUUAGUGACGCUAAUGUCAAGAAGAGACUUGCGUGGUGUAAGCAGCACAAAGACUGGACUGUUGACGACUGGAAACACGUUAUUUGGACAAACGAGACCAAAAUUAACCGUUUCAACUCAGAUGGGCGACAGUGGGCCUGGAUUCGAUCUGGUGAACAGCUUCAAAACCACCAUGUCAAGCUCACGGUAAAACACGGUGGUGGCAGUAUCAUGCUUUGGAGUGCCAUCACAGAAAUUCUGCAAGACGAAUUGGAAGAGACUAUCACUUUUUCCAUCGAGAAAUUGGGCUUCAGCCGUGAACAAGUGAUAUUUCAGCAAGACAAUGAUCCCAAACACACCUCAAAUUUGGUCAAGGAUUACCUUCUGGAACAGCCAUACCAGGUCAUGGAGUGGUCCCCACAAUCUCCAGACUUGAAUCCUAUCGAAACCAUGUGGGCUUUGUUGAAAAGGCGUCUCAAUGAGUAUGAAACCGCAACCAAGGGUAUGAAUGAAUUAUAUGAGCGAGUAACUGAGAUUUGGUAUGACCAAAUAAAGCCGGAGGAGUGCCAAAAGGUUAUAGAAAGUAUGCCUCAACGUAUUGCGGCCGUUAUCAAAGCAAAAGGGAAAUGGACAAAGUAUUAA
Molecule: messenger RNA, 726 nt
Organism: Mucor velutinosus
Lineage: Eukaryota; Fungi; Mucoromycota; Mucoromycetes; Mucorales; Mucoraceae
Exons: 2
Coding region: 1-726 (241 amino acids)
Biological process (GO): DNA transposition; DNA integration
Molecular function (GO): DNA binding
Source: RefSeq, a predicted model, not a curated record